UGAAAGGGGCAAUUCAUUUCCACGUCUACCUCGACCUCUCAGUCUUUGAUGCUCAAGACUGAAAAAAAACUCAAAAAGUGUUGGCAUUAGGAAUUGAUUGAUUGAAGAAGAAAUGGGAACCCUCGGAAGAGCGAUAUACAGCGUUGGACAGUUGAUUCGAAAAACUGGACAAGCCGUUGAUCGCCUCGGUUCUCAUCUCCAAGGUGGCUACAUCGAAGAACAGCUGUCUAGGCAUCGAACCGUGUUGAACAUAUUUGACAAGGCUCCUGUUAUUGAUAAGGAUGUUUUUGUUGCACCAAGUGCCGCUGUCAUUGGAGAUGUCCAGAUUGGAAAAGGGUCAUCAAUUUGGUAUGGAUCUGUAUUGAGAGGUGAUGUUAACAUCAUUAGAAUUGGAAGUGGAACUAACCUACAGGAUAACUCCCUGGUGCAUGUUGCAAAGUCAAAUUUAAGUGGGAAGGUGUUGCCUACUAUUAUCGGGGAUAAUGUUACUGUAGGUCAUAGUGCUGUUUUACAUGGUUGCACUGUUGAGGAUGAGGCUUUUGUUGGUAUGGGUGCAAUUCUACUUGAUGGCGUCGUCGUUGAGAAAAAUGCCAUGGUUGCUGCUGGAGCCCUUGUGAGGCAGAAUACAAAGAUUCCAUCUGGCGAGGUUUGGGCUGGCAAUCCAGCGAAGUUUCUAAGAAAGCUCACCGAUGAAGAGAUAGCUUUUAUCUCCCAGUCAGCCACCAAUUAUACUAACCUUGCACAGGUCCAUGCAGCUGAAAAUUCAAAGUCCUAUGAAGAAAUUGAGUUUGAGAAGGUGCUGCGUAAGAAGUAUGCAACUAAAGAUGAGGAGUAUGACUCUAUGUUGGGUGUUGUUCGUGAGAUUCCACCAGAGCUUAUUCUUCCUGAUAAUGUCUUACCUGAUAAAGCAAAAAAAGCUCUUAAAAUAUGAGUUCUUAAGAGGCAGUGUCUUCAAUUCCAGUCUUGAAAACAUCAAGGGUAUUUUUUUUCUUCUUUUAAAUUCAUGGAAGAGGAGUUGUUUUGGUUUUCAAUAACACCAAACGUUUUCUAGGCUAGAGUUAUGGCUCCUUUCAAGUUCCAGGAAGCGAUUGCUCAUAAUAUUUCAAACUGUGUUCUCCACUUUGGAUUAGGAGAAAGUAGGUGAUAGGAUCCUGUAUGUUGUGUUUGAUAUAUUAUUAUAUGCAAGUGAUUUCACUUUUUUCUUCAUUGAUCCUUUCCUUCGAGACAUUAUUGACGUUCAUAAGUUCUUGAUGAGAUUAUUAUUAAAACAGGGACAUUUGACU
Messenger RNA from Medicago truncatula (barrel medic), 1283 nucleotides. Its product is annotated as gamma carbonic anhydrase 1, mitochondrial. The transcript is spliced from 4 exons. NCBI's taxonomy places the organism in Eukaryota, Viridiplantae, Streptophyta, Magnoliopsida, Fabales, Fabaceae. Bases 113 to 931 code for a protein of 272 amino acids. The record is from RefSeq and is a predicted model, not a curated record.